Messenger RNA from Ruditapes philippinarum (Manila clam), 2643 nucleotides. RefSeq lists its product as uncharacterized. The record is from RefSeq and is a predicted model, not a curated record. NCBI's taxonomy places the organism in Eukaryota, Metazoa, Mollusca, Bivalvia, Venerida, Veneridae. Bases 313 to 1701 code for a protein of 462 amino acids. The transcript has 6 exons.
GGUUAGUUCGUGCGUUCAUUAUUAACGAUCAUGUCCAUUUCCACUUGGAUAACGUUAGUGCACGUUACUGGUGCUGGAAUAGAAAGUCAUUAAAAUCAGUAAUAACUUUAUUAAAGGCUUUAUGCAGAGUACUUUCUCAUUUCCGAUGACAAUACUGCCUUUAAUAGCACCAUGCUCCAACUAGGUUUCACAUUAAGGACCUUUCUUUGUUUUUUUUCUUUUUUACAUUAACUUUUCACUAUCUUUUUUGUCGUCUAAUACUGAAAACGGUAUUUUUUAUUUCAGAUACAGGAUUAAACAGGUGCACUAAGGAUGCCGUCUUUUUUCUUAUGUUUUAUGUUGAUUCUAGUGAACACAUUCAGUGAAGGAAUACAGCUUUCAAAAAUUGAAGAGCCGGACAAAGACAUUUUUCAGCCUAACAUAUUGAUCAACUAUGUAUACUAUCCGAUUUCGGCGACAUGGAAUGAGGCCCGGACAGUAUGUCAAAGUCUAGGCGGAGAUCUAGCAAAGAUUAAUUCAGGAACAUUUGUGGACAUAAUUGCUAACAUUGCAUUUGAAAAUUACCAAACAGACAUCUUUUCAAAAGAAUAUUGGAUCGGGCUUGUAGAAAUGACAGAGGACAAUCAUUUCUGGGUAUCGGAUUGCUCACCUCUGAAUUUUGGCGAAAACUUCCCGUCUAACUGGAAAGACAAUGAGCUGUGUUUCCGGAUGAGAAAAGAUCACACUGGGGAGAGAAAGAACUGCAACACAAAUCAGGGGUUUUUAUGUCAGGUAGAAACAGACGUUCCAUGUUCAUACAUUUCUCGACUAGACAGUCAGUUUCUGUCAAUGAGCACUAAUAGCUCGGACUGUAAGUCAGAAUGUUCAGGUAACGUUGAUUGUUGGGCCACCGUCGAGAAGUUUCCAGAUACAUGUAUCAUGUUGGCCACGAUGGAUCUUGGACAAGGAAUUUUUCAGAUGUUCAGCAAAUUUUGUUUGAAUGUGACACUAAACACGGCGAUGCCGGUAAUUGCUGAGAACAACAGUUAUAUACCUGGACAUAACUGCUCUAAUUUAGGAUAUACACCAGUUACCGUGCCAACACCAAGUAGCACGGUGGUACCAUCUUCAUCCGUGGUGGUUGUACCAACUUCUUCAACUCUUUGCCCGCCUUUAGUCGUUUAUUCAAGUAUUUCUUCUAUUUGUUUAACAGAAACAAGUAUAAUAACGUCUUUAGUUACAGAACAUUUUUCUGUCCCUUUCAAUGUUACACAGACCGUCAAUGUGACACACAAUGUAUAUAACACUGAGUAUUUUAAUAUCACUCUAACAAACACAGAGUUUUUAAAUAUUACUCAAACUGUGUAUUCAACGAAUUCAUUUACUGACACCUACACGGAAACAAUUCAUUCAACUUCAACAGAAUUUUAUACAGUUACACUCACAGUGUCAUCAUUUGAACAAAAUAACUUUACCACGGAGCAAGCGGAAGUCAUCGCCAAGGAGUUCGUGAAAAAUCUAACAGUUAACUCUAAAUCAACUGGAGCUCAUAUGCGGAAGUUGACAAGUGCAGACGACAGGAGAGCGUCGGUUAAGUAUAUGGGUACCGUCGGUAUAAUUGCUGUUGUUAUUCCAUUGACUAUUUUACUUUUACCAGAUUUGAAAAAUGUGUUCAUGCAUAUUCGUUCGCAUCGUUCUAUUUAUAGCCGUAGACAGUUAUAACAACACACUUUCUUGGAUAAAAAGUUUUCAUGGGUGCAUUGAAAUGAAAAAAUAAGUGUCUGGAUGGAUGUAAAAAUGAUUCUAAACGUCAUUUCUGGGAACUUGCUGUAAAUGAGAAGUGACAAACACAUAAUUAUGCUAAUAAGCCACUCGUUUGAAAUAUGUCUUUCGGACAAAAGCAUUAUUAUUAUAAAAGAAAACUUGUUUUAUAGAUAUUAAUCUUCAAAAAGGGUGAUGUAAAUAUUGCAGGAAAUUGUCGAGCAAUUUCAUUGAUACCAGUUCUCGAAAAAAUUUACUUACAAAUUUUACUGAACAGACUUACCAUAUGGUUUAUUAAGUAUGACAAAUUAAUUUAAAAGUCAGUUUAGGGUUAAGAAAGGCAAUUCUAUUAUUGAUUGUAUUUUCAAAUCAGCAUUCGGUUAGAAAUAAAGUGAUAAAUGCUGUUGGUAAAAUAUACUACUGCUUUGUCGAUUACGAGAGAAGAAUUAAUAGAAACUUUGUUUAUCACAAACCUCUUACACAAAAUGCUCAUUGUAAGAUGGUGAAGGCAUUAAAAGCAAUGUAUUCCACAGUUAGAUCAUGUGUAAGAUACAUGUGUAUAACAAUUUAUACUCGGGACUAAUUUUAUUCACAUGUCGGUUUGAAACAGGGUGACUCGUUAUCGUCGUUACUGUUCAUGUUUUUCUUGAAUGACUUGAUGAAUAAUGUCAAUUCAGACAUAGAUGACAUCUUAAGUAAAAUCAGUUCAAUUGAAUUUAGCAAAAUAUAAGAAAACAAUGUUAAUUAGUCUUACACAGAUUGCUAUUGUAUUCAACACUUUUUGUACCAGAAAUACUUUAAUGCUUACUGAAGAUGCAGAGGACUUAUUAUUGCCUUUGUACUAUUUGCACUUAUGCUCAUCAAUUUGUAUAUAUGGGAUGUGUACAAUUUUUACAAUGUUUA